Messenger RNA from Halichondria panicea, 3534 nucleotides. RefSeq lists its product as uncharacterized. The transcript is spliced from 9 exons. Lineage: Eukaryota; Metazoa; Porifera; Demospongiae; Suberitida; Halichondriidae. Bases 134 to 2014 code for a protein of 626 amino acids. The record is from RefSeq and is a predicted model, not a curated record.
GCCAAUUAGCUAUGGCCUAAUUUGCUGACAAUGAUCAUCACAUAAUGGCUUCUGUUUACACUGCCCACCAACAAUAAUUAAAGCACACAAAGCUACUAGUAAUCUAUUCAAGCUACUGUAAGAAGCUGCAAGGAUGACUUCCACAGCUGUUUGGGUGAUGUUAGUGUGUAUACUACAAACAUCUCAAGUCCUAUGCCAGGGAAAUGCAUGCCGAGAGCCUCUCAUUACUGGUGGGAGGUACAGAGUGGAGGAUGAACAGUUUACGGCUAGUUCAAGCUUUUCUGAAAACUACCUUCCCCACGAAGCUAGGCUGGGGGGAAACUCGUGGUGUGCAGAAGAAGAUAGUGAUACAGGAAGCUGGAUUCAAGUGGAUUUUGGAGCAGAUGUCAUAAUUCAAGAGUUACUGAUAGGAGGAGAUGGAGGAACCAACCAGUUCUACGUCACUCAGUUCACAAUAGAGCAUGGUCCUAACAGUGACCAGUUGAGCAGCAUUCUCCAAGCUAAUUCCACUGACCCGAUGAUCUUCACUAGACCAGACUCUCCCAGUGUCAGCACGACAAUCCUGCCCACUCCCCUCACCACUCGAGUAUUGAGGAUUGUCAGUGUGGCCCAUUUUGGAAAUGAUCCUUGUCUGUACCUGGAGGCAAUCGGCUGUGUCCUAGCUUCAGGUUGUGCUAUGGACGAGCUAUUGUCGACUAAUCGCUCUUUGUUACCUCUCUCCUCCAUCACGGCAAGCUCUGCAAUGUCUGAUAAUUCAGCAGAACAUGUGGUGGACAUGUCCCAAACAGGAUGGUGCACUGCCGAGCAAUUUAGUAGCACACUACCAACACCGUACAUUGUAUUCAACUUCACAGAGAGUGUGGCCAUCACCUAUAUGAGGGCUAGAGGCUCAUUCCUUGGUUUUGCAUAUGUAACAGAGUUCACACUUGACUACAGAGAUGACUACACUGACAGUUACACACCUUAUACACUAAUCAAUGGGGAGGAAGCAGGGUUUUCUACUGACAGUGCUGGUUUACAAACCUACACAUUCUGGAGGCAGCCAUUACAGGGAAGGACUUUCAGAUUCAAGAUACAAGAUGGCGAGAGGAAUAUAUUUAACAUUAAUGGUGGAGACUUCUGUUGGAAUGUGGAGCUCUUUGGCUGUACUGUAUCCAAACAAGCUGCUGUCACAGAUGGUCCACCCACCACUGACCUAACAACAUCAGAUACCACACAAACUACAACAACAAACUUCCCACAACAAACGGAUAAUGCUAUGACAACCACAAUGCUAGCCAGUGCUGGGAACACAGAAUCGUCCACAGGAGCUAUUGUGGGAGGGGCAGUGGGUGGAGUUAUCGUAGUACUACUGCUUUUGCUAUUGAUUGUGGUACUACUAGUCUGCAUACUGACUAAGAACAAGUCAAAGAAAACAAGGCUGACAGAAUCUGAGGUGACUUACACUACAACUGGUGGAGUGAGGAUUGUCGACAAUGAGAUUUACGGAGACGAGACUCCACCCGCUAGUCCUAUGACAAAGUACAUGGACAUAAACACAUACGAGAGCCUCAACACACCCCCUACCGAGGCUAUAGACAUUGCUAAUACGUACGAAACUAUUGGGAGUCCCAACGUUAAAGCUUCAAGCACACCAUACGAAAGUGUUGGUAGCCCCCUAUUGUACACAUACGCUAAAGUGGACACGCCUAUAAAGGUCGUGUUGCCUAGCAAUGGCAAACCCAUGACAUUCGAUGAGAGCAUCCAACAAAGUAUGGACAGUAAAGACGAUAUAGAGGCCUUUCAAGAUGACAUAGAGAAGAUAGUUAUUAACAUAGCUUAUGGGAGUUUAACUGAUGGAACCAAGAUUGAAGCGGACAUGGAGGCCUUUCAAGAUGGCACAGAGAAGACAAUUAUUAACACGGCCUAUGGGAGCAUGAUGGAGAAUACUGCUUAUGCUGGAAUAAAAAGUGAACCAGAGAAAGUUGGAAAAGAACUAAUUGACAAUCCGUUGUAUGGUCCUAUGCAAGUAUGAUAAUUAUGUAUAGUGUACGAUUAGGUAGCGUACAUCAAUCAUAUAAUACGAUCUGCUAGUAACAAUGCAUGAAUAAGCGCACAUUGUUAGUAUUAAACAAUACCUACGUACGUACGUACCAGCACUUAGCACACUGUUGGUUGAAUCUUGGGGUGACCACCAACAAACUUGGCACAAAUACGCUGGAAGGGAUUACAUAUAUAUAUGCCUCUGCGUGCUCUUAAUCUGUAUAUAAUGCAAUAAGUCACUCAUUUGGAAUACAUAUUAUACUAUUAUCUACUCAAGCUGAAGAAGCUGUAUAGAAGGAAAACCAGUAAGUUAGCUACGUAUACAAGUUAAGCUAAUGUACUUCACUCGGCUAUCCAACAAUAUGGUAAAGUUAACAUAUAAGGGUCCAUAAUAGGGACAUUGACACUAGCGUGGUGUAGGGCUAUAUAUAGCUAAUUAUAAUGUUACAGACCAUUUUACACUAUCGCCAUAAUUAUGCAUAAUAAUUAUCAUAUCAUCUCUUAAUUGUCCAGCAAAACUUGUCAGUAAUAAAAUGUUACUCCCAAUAAACGAUGCUGUAGUUACAGCGCGUAUUCAACUUAACAGGUACGACGAUGGCCACAAUCCCCCCCACAUGCGUGCACUUAGCACACUAAUAGCUAUGGCCUAAUUUGCACAGGCAAUGAUCACGUAAUGGCUUCUGUUUACACUUAUAAUCACAUGCAAGGGGUUUUCUACUGACAGUGCUGGUCUACAAACCUACACAUUCAGGAGGCAGCCAUUACAGGGAAGGACCUUCAGAUUCAAGAUACAAGAUGGAGUGAGGCAUUUAUUGAACCCAGACUUCUGUUGGAAUGUGGAGCUCUUUGGCUGUACUGUACCCGAACAAGCUGCUGUCACAGAUGGUCUACCCACCACUGAUGACCCAACGACAUCAGAUACCACACAAACUAUAUCAACAAAUUCUCCCCAACAAACAGAUGAUGCUAUAAAAACAACAACUAUUGUUACAAAUAAUGCUAUGACAACCACAAUGCUAGCCAGUGCUGGGAACACAGGAGCGCCCACCACAGGAGCUAUUGUGGGAAGGGCAGCAGGUGGAGUUAUUGUAGUACUACUGCUUUGCUACUAAUUGUGGUACUACUAGUCUUCAUACUGGCUAAGAACAGGUCAAAGAAAACAAGGCUGACAGAAUCUGAGGUGACUUACACUACUACUGGUGGAGUGAGGAUUGUCGACAAUGAGAUUUACGGAGAGUAAGUCAACACUUUAAGUAAUAACUAUCACAGUUUACCCUCCACCCGCUAGUCUUACGACAAAGUACAUAGACAUAAACACAUACGAGAGCCUCAACACGCCCCCUACCGAGGCUAUAGACAUUGCCAAUAGCCAGAGAAAGUUGAAAAAGAAUUAAUUGACAAUCCAUUGUACGGCACUAUGCAAGUAUGAUUACGUAUGUACUAUUAUGUGUGUACGAUAUGAUAAUUAUGUAUAGUGUACAUCAAUUAUGUAAUUAUGCAAUUUUAAUAUGA